AUGGAUGGAGGAGGAAUUGGCUGGCCGGAGGUUGAUAGUUUCAGCGUUGCGUACACGUCCGCCGAUGUCAUUGCGGAGUACCUCAGGCUUGGCCAUCCUCCCAAGGAGGAAGAUUUGAAGGAGUAUGCAAGCAAGGGCAAAUCCAAGGGAAGCUUUGGCCGCAGAGGAUGGCCAAUCAAGUGGUGGCAUGAGUCGGUCCUGAUUGAGCUCUCACUGCUCCUGGGCACUGAUGCAACCACCGCUUUCAUCCAGAAACACAAGCUCUACCAGCAGAUUGGCCUCCGAAUGGGUCAGGAUCCCAUUGAGUCCAUCACCAAGUGGUUCCGAGACCAGCUGUACACUCGGAAGCUGCGCUGGAGGGAUGUGUACCUGGAGGCACUGUCGCCUGUGUUGGCCGACCUGGCGGAGAAGGACGCCGACUUCGGGCUGGCGCUGCAGUUCGCACGCAAGGUGUAUGAGCAGGAUGCUCGUUCCCUGAAAGCUGUUGUUGCGAACCUGGAGCGCCAACGGCGGCAGAACGGCGAGAAGGCCGUGGCAAUCGACUCAUCGCUUCACCAGGCCAACCAGGAGCGAAACAAGGAGCUCCCCGUGGCUUCCAGCCUCCUCCUGCGCUCCGCAGCACUGGCGGACAAGGUGUGGCUGGACGUGCGACUCGAGGAUGUGUCGCGCAUGGGCGCGCCGGUGUCCACUCAGUUGUUCUCCGACCUGCGUCGUGUCCUCUACCAACUUCUUGGGAGGGAAUCCAUCACCGAGACAAAGGGAGACCAUACUGGGGUCACGGCCAGCAAGAUGGUCCUGGCGGAUGCAGGAUCGCUUCCAGACGCCAAGGCUGUUCAAAGGUGGACAUGGUCGCAUCGAUGGCAGAUGUUCCGUGCAAUUAUCGAGCACAACCUCGUCCACGCCAAGCGCAAGAACGAGAAGAACGAGAAGGGCGAGAAGAUCCACCCAACGCCAGAAGGGGGCGAGUCCGCUGAACCUGUGGAGCUGGUGGUGCACCGAACCUUUAAGGAGCACCAAAGCGACGAAGCCGUUCCUGACUGGGCCCACGGGUCCUUCGCGGCCAUCGUCUUGGAGUAUGUGGCAUCCCUCAACCAGAGGCCAGAACAGCCCAUGAUCCGGGAACACGAGUUUGACACACUGGCCGCCACCCUCGCGCUCUGCUGCGACACGGCGCUUCCCGGUGCCCCGCUGGGUCGGGCCUCGGCGCAGGUGCAGCAGCGCAUGUGCCAGGUCAAGGAGAUGCUGUACACCCACCUUACUACGCACUUCCAUGCGAACUCCGAGAUUCGCCUGCCGCCACGUGGGACCUCGGUGGCGACCUACUUCCAGACGGCUGCCCACUUGCUCAUGGACAUUGCGCGGCUGCUCUGGCUUGAUGCGGACUUCGGACACGGGUCCAUGGUCUUUCUGCCCGAGCCCCGCGAGAUCUUCUCGGCUCAGAUCUUUGCGGCGCUGUAUCUGGCUGGGGCGUACGAAGCCUGGGAGCUGUCCUUCCCGGAAGGGGAGUCUGCCUGGCAAUGGGAGGAGAUCAUGAACCAGCUGGUUGAGCUCCGGCAUGAGGUUCUCUGGUGUCAGCCCUUCCGAACCUGGCGCGAGGAGCUUGUGUGGAGCCUUCGACCUGGCGUGAUCGCCUGGCCAAGCGAGCGCCAGCUCGAUGAGGAGCGUAAGAAGACAUCGCAUGUCGAGGAGCUGCCCAUUGACGAGCACCGCGAGAAGAUCCUGAAGCACAUCGAGACACACCGAGUCACGUGCAUCCAGGGUGAGACAGGCUGUGGGAAGUCAACCAGGGUGCCGGUGUACGUGAUGGAGGAGUACUUCGAGAAACGGCGAGCUGGCAAGAUUUCCAAGGAGGACAAGUUCAUGGUCCUCUGCACACAACCCAGGCGUAUCGCCUGCAUUUCCCUGGCGAACCGGGUGGCCUCCUGCAUCAAGGAGACGGUGGGUGAGUCCAUCGGCUACAAGAUCAGUGGUGAUAGCAAAGUGCGCCCUGGAAGGACCAAGUUGGUCUACGUGACUACGGGAUACCUCCUCCAGGUCCUUGUCAAUAACCCUGAGCAGAUCAGCUCUUACAGCCAUCUGAUCUUGGAUGAGGUCCACGAGCGCGACGUGGACUCCGAUCUCCUCUCGUUGGUGGUCAAGCUUCAGAUGUCUGGCUAUAAUUUUAAGCUCGUCAUCAUGUCGGCGACCCUGCAGGGAGACCUCUUCACCCGAUACUUCUCAGAGAAGAAGAUCAAGACGAUCUUCGUCGGAGUGAAGAGGUAUCCGGUCGAGGUUGUCCACAUCGAGCAGCUCCUGGAUAGAUAUGGCGGGAGGUCGAGCGACUUCAUGAUGAGGGCCGACGGAACUCGAGGCUACCAGGCGCCCUUUGCUGGCAACGCAUACCGGGCGAUCAAAGAUGCGGAGCGCGCCUUCGGCACAGGUGGUAGAGAGGCGGAAGGUUGGGAGGAGGAGAAUGUGAAAGUAAAGGGCGAGUUCGACUCUGACUCGGACGAUGAGUCGGGCGACUCCGACUUCUCUGAGGAGACUGCGGCAGUGGCAAAGGCCAUGGCGGCACCCAAGCGACGGCGCAAGGAGGUUUCGCCAAACAUCAUCCGAGGACUGGACACCCUUGUUUAUGAGCUGGUCCUGCGUGUCGCUCAACCUGGAGAAGGCAUUCUGGUGUUCUUGCCUGGCAUCGGUGAGAUCAGUGAGCUUCAAGAGGUGCUCAUGCCCCUGGAAGACAUCGAUCAGCAGGCGCACAUGAAUUGGUCGCCUGGCCUUGAGCGGAACGAUCUCCACUUCAAGGUCUUCGUGCUCCACUCCUUGAUCCCCAAGGACGAGCAGGAAGGUGCAGUGUUUGAUCCGCCACCACCAGACACGGCUCAUAUCAUCCUGGCAUCCAACAUCGCAGAGUCCUCCCUGACGAUUCCCAAGGUGCGCAUCGUCAUCGACUUUGGGCUUCGUCGCCAGCUGAUCUAUGACAAGCGCCGGCACAUGUCUUGCCUGGUGACAACGUGGGUGUCGCAAGCAUCGGCCAAGCAACGCUGUGGCCGGACUGGUCGCGUUUUCGAGGGUGUCAACAUUCGGCUGUACACCAAGCAGUUCUUCGAGAGUUAUAUGGAUGAGUUCGAUCCGCCUGAGAUGCAAACCGCCCCACUCGAGAAGCUCUACGUGAACGUGAAGCACCUGAGCGCGAAGUUGCCCGAGUACGAGGUAACACCAGGCGAGUUUCGCAAGCGCACCCCCAAGGAGCUCCUGAUGCUCGUUGCCCAGCCUCCCGAGGAGAGCGCUAUCGCAGCCUCCAUCGAGAACCUGGAUCAGCUGGGAGCGCUGACAAGCGACUCAGAGUCUGCGGAGCUCACUGUCCUCGGGUACCUGAUGAUGGCCGUGCCACUGGAUGUUCAGCUCUGCCGUCUCGUCAUCUUCGGGGCCCUGCUUGGGAUGCCUUGCGAGGGAGUUGUUUGCGCAGCCGCGGCCAGCGUCCAGGAUCCCUUCACUUUGCCGUCGCACCUCAUCAUGAAGGAUCCCAAGGAGUAUGCUGAGGCAGUGCGGCGAAGCUACGAGUCCAGGAAGUACUUCGACCAUGGCCACUGGUCGGAGACGCUGAUGCUCCGGAACUUGUUUGUGCACUUCCUCUUGGAGUUUCGCAAGAUGCAGGUCGAUAAGUGCAAUCGUCGUGGGCGCGUCGGCCGCGAGUCCACUCGCAGCGCCUUCACGCGGUGUGCGCAGCUUAUGGCCUCGAAGUUUGCCGUGGUCCCCAAGCGCUUGGUCAACUUGGCGAACGCUAUUCUCGACACGGCCACGCGCAUGCGAAAGUUCCUUCCCGAGGGCUCGGCUAUCCUGAAGCAGCUGGAAAGCCUCCUCACCCUCAUGCAGGCAGGCGAGCGGGUCUACAGCUCCGUGGAGGCUGCGGAGGAGGCGCUGCCGAAAGUGACAGACCUCUUCUGUAGCGACGCAUGGAAGCUCAAGGCGCUGCUGGUUAUGGCCUUCACGCCGCAGUUCAUGCGUGGUGGCACAAAGGUUCGUGCACCAGACCAGCAGGUCACUGUGUACACCAAGAAAAAGAAGCAAACCACCACGAAGGAGAAGAACAAGAUGGAGAUCCUCCUCCAGGAGAUCGUGGAGUUCGGCUUAGACCCAACCAGGACUGUGGCGUGCGUCCUCGAGCUUCCGCGUGGAAAGGGCGCGGCAAGGAUGAGUCCUCGCUUUUCUGAUGACUUGCACCUCACCGUGCAGAUGAUCACUGGGGAGGGUUUCCAGCUGGUCAUGGCGAAGGACAACCGGGUCCUCAUCUCCUUCGAAGAUGCGAAGCAGCUGAAGCAGGAAGGACAGGAAGAUGAAACGUCAGCGUCCUCGCCAAAGAAGCCGAGGCCCAUUGCUGACCCCUUCGCCAACAUCAAGACAGUCGCGCGGCUGUGGUCAUGGUGGUCAUGGUGGUCAUGGGCUGGGGGAUAA
Molecule: messenger RNA, 4434 nt
Organism: Symbiodinium natans
Lineage: Eukaryota; Dinophyceae; Suessiales; Symbiodiniaceae
Source: the annotation of a GenBank genome assembly